Molecule: messenger RNA, 1059 nt
Organism: Fragaria vesca subsp. vesca
Lineage: Eukaryota; Viridiplantae; Streptophyta; Magnoliopsida; Rosales; Rosaceae
Exons: 4
Coding region: 1-1059 (352 amino acids)
Source: RefSeq, a predicted model, not a curated record
AUGGCUUUUAAAGCUGCGCUAUUGUCUCAUCGUAUGGGGAUUCUAAGAAACAAGCGAAAGAGGAAUGAAGAGAACGCCGGAAAGUGGCAUUCACCUCCUGCACCUCAUGUGAAUAUGCCAGCUCCAGCACCACCAAGAAUCAAAGCACCGGCACCGGCACCCCCACCCCGAGGGAAUGCACCGGCUAUGGCACCACGAGUGAAACCAUGGGCUCCUGCACCACUGCGGCUAAAUGAACCGGCUUCGGCACCCAAAGUUGCACCAGCUCCCUCACCCAAUGGCUGUGUUCCGCCAGUGACUCCACCACCACCUUGGACACGUCUAAAAAGAGUACCACCACCUCCACCACCACCAACAGAGGAAGACGAGGAACCAGCUCCCCCACCUCAAGAUGACAACUUAUUGGCUCCAUCCCCUUCUGUGGACGCACCCUCUCCUUCACCUCUAGCGCACGCACCUUCUCCGCUCAACAAAGCUAGUAAGGGAUCUCGAGCUAGACCAGGAGGAACCAUCCAUGCCUUAGGUGUUGAAAAAACCAUCUCAGAAAGAUUUAACCUGCCAAGUAAAGAACAGUGCAGGUGCCCUUCUACUCCACCAUCUCCAAUCAAACCCUCGACUCCACCUGCAGCUCGAGGAAGGUCACCACCUUCGCCACCUCCCCCACCUCGGAGAAAGACACCACCACCACCACCACCCCGGGAGGAAGAGGUGACACCCACUCCCGCACCUCAAGAUCGAUCCACUUCUAUAGUCGACGCACCCUCUCCUUCAGCUCUGAUGAACGCACCAGCCCCUCUUCCCAUUUUUCGGCCACCACCACCAGAGCCUCAUCGAUAUCCCUACUUUAAUAAAGCUGCAGUGUGCAGAUGGUUGUGUGAUCGGAGGUGUGCACUUGCAGUUGAUGAGAAAAAGAAAGCGUGCAAGGACGCAUGCAUGACAUGUUGUGACCGCUGCAACUGUGUUCUAGCCGGACCUCCUGGCUUCAACAGAGAAACAUGUGGCCCCUGCUACACUCGAUUGUUUGUUCUAGUCAUACUAUACAACUUCGGAUGCCCUUGA